CGCACCCAGUCUCGGCGCCUCACCCCCCAAAAUCCUCUCGCGGUCGCGGAUCGCUCUUCCCUCCCCCUCUUAUCUCUUUCUCUUCUCCCAUUCCUUCCUUCCACUCCCCCGCCCAGCGCCACCAUGGCCUCCUCCGUCGCGGUGUCCCUCCGCGCCCUCGCUGCCGCCCCGCUCCCCAAGUCCAGCCCCGCCACUUCCUGCCCCUUCUUCGUGCUCCUUGCGCCGGCGCUGCCCCGACGCCUGCUCCGCCUCCGCUCCGCACGCCGCCUGCCGCUCGCCCCGCUCGCCGCCUCCGAUUCCGCCUUCGAGUCCUCCGUCGGAGUUAACUACGCGGAGCCCGACGACUCGGAGAAGGAUAAGGAGGUGGAGUUGUUCGGAUCGGGUGACGACGAGGGGGCGGGUGAGUUGGUGGAUGACCAUUCCGUAGAGGUCUCAGCCGCUGUCGAGGACGAGGUGGAGGAGGAGGUCGGGGAGUACGUUGAGCCGCCCGAGGAGGCCAAGGUCUACGUCGGAAACCUGCCCUACGACGUCGACAGCGAGCGCCUCGCUCAGCUCUUCGACCAGGCCGGCGUCGUCGAGGUCGCAGAGGUCAUUUACAACAGAGAAACAGAUCAAAGUCGUGGGUUUGGGUUUGUCACUAUGAGCACUGUCGAGGAGGCUGAGAAGGCUGUGGAGAUGUUCCAUCGCUAUGAUGUCAAUGGAAGGCUUCUGACUGUAAAUAAAGCAGCUCCUAGAGGCUCUCGUGUGGACAGACCUCCCAGACAAUCUGGGCCUUCUCUCAGAAUUUAUGUUGGCAACCUGCCUUGGCAAGUGGAUGAUUCUAGAUUGGUGGAGUUGUUCAGCGAGCAUGGUAAAGUAGUUGAUGCCAGAGUUGUCUAUGACCGAGAAACUGGGCGUUCGCGGGGAUUUGGUUUUGUUACUAUGGCAUCGCAGGACGAAUUGGAUGAUGCUAUUGCUGCCCUUGAUGGACAGAGUUUGGAUGGCCGUGCCUUGCGGGUGAAUGUUGCAGAGGAGCGGCCACGGCGAGGUUUCUAAUGAGGUUGUAUCGGGUGGACUGCACGCUUGUUCCAUGGGUUGGGAGCAUCAUAGCAUGUUCUGAUACUGGUUUAGACCUGCCAUUCUCUUUCCUUGUGUUGCUGAGCUUCUAUCAUCGUGUCUUAUUGUGAAGAGGGAACUCUUCACUAAUAUUUUGUUAUGUACUUGUUGUGUUCAAAAGUUCUUGUACUGUAGGCUACUGUUAUGAUGCGCCU
Zea mays is the source of this 1250-nucleotide messenger RNA. Its product is annotated as nucleic acid binding protein 1. Gene Ontology annotation, molecular function: mRNA binding. Gene Ontology annotation, cellular component: chloroplast thylakoid membrane. NCBI's taxonomy places the organism in Eukaryota, Viridiplantae, Streptophyta, Magnoliopsida, Poales, Poaceae. Gene Ontology annotation, biological process: chloroplast rRNA processing. The record is from RefSeq and is marked provisional.